This is a messenger RNA of Galdieria sulphuraria, 1175 nucleotides long. Its product is annotated as aldo/keto reductase isoform 2. The transcript has 6 exons. The record is from RefSeq and is a predicted model, not a curated record. NCBI's taxonomy places the organism in Eukaryota, Rhodophyta, Bangiophyceae, Galdieriales, Galdieriaceae. The coding region runs from base 10 to 1128 and encodes 372 amino acids.
AAACCCUACAUGGCCACUUCAACACCGGAUUCAGCUGUUCGUACUGAUUGGAAAUAUACCACUUUGGGGGAUAGUCAGUUGGUUGUCAGUCAAGUUUGUUUAGGAACGAUGACAUUUGGUAAACAAAAUUCCGAACAAGAAGCCCAUCAACUACUGGAUUAUGCUGUAGAUCAAGGAAUCAACUUUAUAGAUACUGCAGAGUUGUAUCCCGUUCCUGUAGAAGCAGAAACACAAGGCAGAACAGAAGUAUUUAUCGGUAAUUGGCUCAAAAAACGAGCUCGAGAUAAACUGGUCGUUGCUUCCAAAAUUUGUGGUGCUGGGAGAGAUAUUCGACACAUAAGAGGAGGUCCUCGUGUCGAUAAAAGGAAUGUGAUGGAAGGAAUAGAAGGAAUAUUGAGACGUCUACAAACAGACUAUAUUGACUUGUUACAGAUUCAUUGGCCUGAUCGUUAUGUACCUCUCUUUGGACAGUGUAGAUAUGAUUGGAAACAAGAAAGACCUUGUGUACCUAUCGAAGAGCAGUUGUAUUAUCUUCAAAUGUUGAUUACUCAAGGCAAGGUACGAUAUAUUGGUCUUAGCAAUGAAACUGCUUGGGGCGUAACAGAAUUUGUUCGUUGUGCUCGGCAACAUGGAUUAGCCAAAGUCAUUUCCAUUCAAAAUAGCUAUAGUUUGUUACAUCGAGAGUUUGAAUGUGCUUUAGCAGAAGUUUGUUCUCCUUCACAUACCAAUGUUCCUUUAUUAGCUUAUUCUCCAUUGGCUGGUGGAGUUUUAACUGGUAAAUAUUGUGGUGGACAGAUACCCAAGGCUAGUCGUUUUUCUCUCUUUCCUCAAUAUAUGAAACGUUUUCAUUCUUCUCUUGCAUUGGAAGCUGUAGAACAAUAUUAUCAGGUUGCUAAAAAGUAUGGGAUGACUCUUACUCAGUUGGCUUUGGGUUGGUGUAAACAUCAGCCAUUUAUAGCAAGUACUAUCAUUGGAGCUACCAAUAGGAAACAAUUGGAAGAAAACAUUCAAGUAUUUUGUAAAGAUUGGAUAACUGAGGUAUGUAUAAGAGGAAAUAGAAGAAGAAAUCAAUCAAAUAUAUAUGCGAUGGAAGGAUCCAUCUUUAUAUCCUUAGAGCUGCUUUUGUAAAUGUGACAUGGGAAGAGCGACAAUUCAAUUAGAGUUGUCGUUUAUAU